AGUCCAGUGUGUGCUGGGUCCAGACAGCGAUAUUGAUUACAGUCUGUUAGAAGGGAGUUAUAUUAAGAUUGUCUUUAUAAGAUAACAUGUAGGAUUUAGCGUUUGUGCCGAACUCCAAAGCGCAUUAUGACUGAAAAGGAAAAUAUCCAGAAAUCUGAAAAGAAGCUAGACGGUUAUUAUUUUGUUAGGCGCUAAGAAACUUUAUUCAGUUUUCACCGGAGUCUUGAAAAUGUUACUCUACAGAACUUCGUCAACUUUAAGACUGGUUGCCGUUUUACUGAGUUUUUGGAUUCACCAGAGUACUUGGAAAGCAGUGGAAACGAUUCAUCCAGCAUGUGAUCUGGUGGCUGAACAUAUGAAGGCUCAGGAAAAAUGCAUUCAAACACAACGACGAGAGGCCAAAAGUCACAAUAUCACUGGAUGCCGCACCGAGCGAGAUGAAUUUUGGUGCUGGUACAAGGCAGAAGUUGGACAGGUGGUGAAUGUUUCAUGUUCUGAAGUCUCUCAGUUCUUCGCAAAAAACCAUGGUUACAUACUCAGGAUUUGCACUGAAGAUGGUUGGACAAAAACCUACCCAUCUUAUGAGAAUGCUUGCGUGUAUGCAGAGGAUGUGGAAUCAGACACAGAGACCACAUACUUUUCCACUUUCAAGCAUGUGUACAGUGCAGGUUAUGCCACCUCUCUGAUUUCCCUAAUCUCUGCCAUCAUUGUGUUUACAGCCUUCAGAAAAUUCCACUGCACCAGAAACUACAUCCACAUGAAUUUGUUUGUGUCCUUUAUCCUGAGAGCAAGUGCAGUAUUCAUCAAAGACGGGGUCCUAUUUGCAGAUGAAAAUCAGGACCACUGCACCAUGUCAUCAACCUCGUGCAAGGCGGUAGUGGCUUUCUUCCAGUUCAGUAUUCUGGCUAAUUAUUUUUGGCUGCUCGUCGAGGGGAUGUAUCUUCAGACUCUUCUAGCUCUUACUUUUGUCUCACAGAAGAAAUAUUUCUGGUGGUACAUCCUUAUUGGUUGGGGUCUUCCAACAGUAACGUUGACCAUUUGGGUUCUGGCAAGGAAUUUUUUUGACAACCACGGGUGCUGGGAUGACACAGAUAUUCCUUACUUCUGGUGGAUCAUCAAAGGACCAAUCACAGUUUCUCUCUUGAUCAAUUUCUUCAUCUUCAUAAAUGUGAUCCGGAUUCUUGUGCAGAAGCUGAAGUCUCCAGGAAUGGGAGGGACUAAUGAUACCAGUCACUUUAUGAGACUGGCCAAAUCAACUCUUUUCUUGAUUCCUCUGUUUGGCAUGCACUACAUGGUGUUCGCGUUUCUGCCAGAGAACACAGGCGAGAACGCACGCCACUUCCUUGAGCUCGGCCUUGGAUCUUUUCAGGGUUUUGUGGUCGCUCUGUUAUACUGCUUUCUCAAUGGAGAGGUACAAGCGGAACUAAAAAAGAGGCUGUGGAAGUGGCAGACGCAAAGUUAUUUGAGAUACAGUAAGAGAAGACGAACCCUCUUUACUGAGAGCAGCACGGUCACACAAAUCUCAGUUUUAGAGAAAUCCAGUCCAAAGGAGCUGCCCUUAGUUGAGCCCCAGAACAGUGUGUCCACUGUCUGAGACAAGGAGAGUGACAACUUUUGAUUUCUCUCUCCAUAUCUGUGUCUUUCUCACUGUCUUUCUCUUUCAUUUACACUUUUCAGCUAAAGGGGAAAAUUUAAAGGCGGGGUGCAUGAUCUCUGAAAGCCAAUGUUGAUAUUUGAAAUCACCUAAACAAACCCGCCCCUACCCCAAUAGAAUCUGGACCUUCUUUUGAUAGACCCGCCUCACACAUACGCAACCCAGGCAAUGAUGUCGGUUAGUAGACACGACCCCUUACUGCUGAUUGGCUACAAGUUUGUUUCGGUACUUGGCCCGACUCCCAUUUCCAAAGUGUUUUUCAAAAAUCAUGCAUCCCGCCUUUAAGGAUAUAUUUGAAUUUAAACUAACCCUGAAAAUGAAUUUAGUUGGUAUGACCUCACAUAUUGACCUGAAUGAUGUUACAUGAUAAAACAAUUACAGUGCACAUUUUGUUAAGGUUUCUGAAAGAAUCAAGUAUCAAAGAUAUUCUCUUUGUUCCACACUGACAAGUUAUCCAUCUAAUGAUGAAGUUCAUUCACUCAUAAUAACAAAGCACAAAAUUACACGAGUUAAAUCACAUUGUUGUUUCUAGCAGGUAGUGAUCAUCAUCUAACAAUGUUCUGUUAUAUAUAUUUAUUAAGUUGCAUAGUUUGUCAUUUUAGACUUUGUUCAGUUGUCUAUUUGCUAGAAAGCGGUGAUGCACAAUUGCCUUAUAAAAAACAAAAGAUCAAUCUUACUUUGGAUUCUCCAUUUAUGAUAGCUAAGACAUAUUUUCAUAUUCAUAAAGUCAUAUUCAUAAUAUUUUUGUAAAUUGCGUUGUAAUGCAAUAUAUUGCACAGUGCACUCGCCCUAUACUAAAGUAUUAAAUUGCGACAGCCAGGGCAUUCUUAAAUAACAGGUAUUUUCAGGAUAUUCAUUAUGAAUCAAAAUUGAUAAAACAAGUAAAAACUGUUGCAUUUGAUAAAAGAUGUUUCUUUAAAAGGUAUUUAUUAAAACACUAAAUUAUUCUUGUUAAAAAGAAACGUGUAAAGUGAUUACAGAUUGGGAAAAUCUUCAAUAGUAAUUAUUCUGAUUAUAUAGGGGCUGGUUGUAUAAUUAGAAAAUUAUCAAAAAGUUGAUUUAUUUCACUAAUUCCAUUCAAAAAGUGAAACUUGUAUAUUAUAUUCAUUCAUUACACACAGACUGAUAUAUUUCAAAUGUUUAUUUCUUUUAAUUCUGAUGUUUAUAACUGACAACUAAGAAAAAUCCCAAAUUCAGUAUCUCAGAAAAUUUGAAUAUUACUUAAGACCAAUACAAAAAAGGAUUUUUAGAAAUCUUGGACAACUGAAAAGUAUGAACUUGAAAAGUAUGAGCAUGUACAGCACUCAAUACUUAGUUAGGGCUCCUUUUGCCUGAAUUACUGCAGCAAUCCGGCGUGGCAUGGAGUUGAUCAGUCUGUGGCACUGCUCAGGUGUUAUGAGAGCCCAGGUUUCUCUGAUAGUGGCCUUCAGCUCUUCUGGAUUGUUGGGUCUAGCAUAUCGCAUCUUUCUUUUCACAAUACCCCAUAGCUUUUCUAUGGGGUUAAGCUUAGACGAGUUUGCUGGCCAAUUCAGAACAGGGAUACCAUGGUCCUUAAACCACGCACUUGUACAUUGUAAAAAAAACUUUGCUGCCUUAAAAUUUUUUGUUAAAUCAACCCAGAUUUACAAGUCAUGUCAACAGAAAUUAGUUGUCACAACUUAUAAAAUAUAGUUGAGAAAAGUCAACUUAAAUUUAUAAGUUAUAACAACUCACCUGUAGUUAUAACAACUCAUCUCUAGUCAAGAUAAAUAAUAGUGCUUGUAAAUCCGAGUUGAUUCAACAAAACAUUUUAAAGCAGGAAAGUAUGUUUUACAGUGUAGCUUUGGCACUGUGUGCAGGUGCCAAAUCCUGUUGGAAAUUGAAAUCUGCAUGUCCAUAAAAUUGGUUAGCAGCAGGAAGCAUGAAGUGCUCUAAAACUUCCUGGUAUACGGCUGCGUUGACCUUCGACCUUAGAAAACACAGUGGACCAACACCAGCAGAUGACAUGGCACCCCACACCAUCACUGACUGUGGAAACUUUACACUGGACUUCAAGCAACGUGAACUGUGUGCCUCUCCUCUCUUUCUACAGACUAUGGGACUCUGAUUUCCAAGGAAAUGCAAAAUGUACUUUCAUCAGAGUGAGAACAUAACUUUGGACCACUCAGCAGCAGGCCAGAAGCGAGACACUUCUGAUGCUGUUUGUUGUUCAAGAGUGGCUUGACACAAGGAAUGCGACAGCUGAAACUCAUGUCUCGCAUACAUCUGUGUGUAGUGGAUCUUGAAGCACUGACUCCAGCUGCAGUCCACUCUUUGUGAAUCUCCCCCACAUUUUUUUAUGAUUUUUAUGUUUGACAAUCUUCUCCAGGGUGUGGUUAUCCCUACUGCUUGUAAAAAAAAUUCUACCACAUCUUUUCCUUCCCUUCGCCUCUCUAUUAAUGUGCUUGGACACAGAGCUCUUUGAACAGCCAGUCUCUUUUGCAAUGACCUUUUGUGUCUUGCCCUCCUUGUGAAAGGUGUCAAUGGUCAACUGUCAAGUGAGCUGCGUCCCCAUUGUGUAGCCUACAGAACUACUGUAGACUGAAGAUGUGUUCCAAUUCGGAGGCUGGGGCCUUCUAAGGACAUAUUCAAAAAUCCCAGCAGGGCGACUUGAGGCUAGUAAGGGCGUCCCAAUUCAAAGGAUGCUAAGAAUGAAGUCUCAAAAUGCGUCCUUAUUUCUCCGCGCUGUUAAGGAUAGAAUGAAUGGAUCCUUAAUAGUCAAGGCUAUCCCAAGAUUGAUUGCGUGCCUGCAUAUAACUGCAUUUAUUACACGGCUCUCUGGAAUGCUUGAUUCUGAUUGGUCAGUUGAGACAUUUGCAGGUUCGUUCUUUUCGAAUAAUAACCGCUCCAAAAUAAUAACGCAUAGCCGGUACUACUUUUACGAGUUAGAUCGCUCCGCGCCAAUAAAGAUUACUGUUUGUUUGGCGCCAUCUUGUGACAAACACUGGACAACCACGACAAGACACAGAGAGCUUACUGAGACUGAACUUGACAAAAUAGAGCAUGACAGCUACGAAGCCAACACACAAAAAAAUACAGAAUGGGCAUUAAAACUUCUCAAAGACUGGCUAAAAGAGAAAAAAAUGGAGACAGACAAGUAUGAAGCAGAGGAUCUUAAUAAGGUAUUACGAUCAUUUUAUGCAUCUGUGCAAAGUUUCGCGGAAGGAUAAAAAUGUUAAUUUAAAACAAAUAUGCCAAUAAAAUGUUUCAAAUUCAUAUUCAUGUCCAGUUUUUUUUCUUAUGUGACAAGUAGCCGUGUAAUAAGCGGGAUAAUGUAGAGUCAGCCGGUAGUUAUCGGGAAAUAAGCCCCUUCAGUGUGAUACAAGACCCUCCGCUUCGCGUCGGGUCCUGAUCACACUGUCGGGGCUUAUUUCCCGAUAACUACCGGCUGCCUCUACAUUAUCCCUUACAUAACGGCUGGAUAUUCUUAAAUAAACAAUUAAAACCUUUAUUAAAUAAAAGUGUGUAUUUAUCAGAAAUGUUUUUCUUGUCACUGUUUUAGUAAUAAAGUUAGUUAAGUUUUGUGUUAAUAUUAUUCUGUUUAUGUUGCGUAUAUUUCUAAGGUUGAUUAAUUUGAUAUACUGUUGAAUAGUUUAAUCUACAUCAAUGUGUCAAUAUUUUUCUGAUUUCAUUUAUUUUAAUAAGUCAAAAACCUCUCCGCCUGUGUCCUGCUGACAGGCGUGGUGGGCAUGUGCAGAAGGUGACGCAAAUUAUGGGUUCUCCGAAGGUUAGACUGAAUUUGGUAUUUUUCAAAAUAGAAAAGAAAAAAAAGAAAGAAACAUUUGAAAUGACUGUGUGUGUAAUGAAUGAAUAUAAUAUACAAGUUUCACUUUUUGAAUGGAAUUGGUGAAAUAAAUCAACUUUUUGACGAUAUUCUAAUUAUAUGACCAGCACUAUGUAUUAGUAAUGAAUAUUUUUGUUUUGAAAAUGGCUUAUUUAAGAAUCAUUUGCAGUGCACACACCUGGAACACUACACUGUAAAGUUGCUUGUUUUGUAGAAAUGUAGAAAAAAGUUUUAACCUUUUUCAUUGUUGCUAUUUGUACUUGUAAAUAUAUUUGCUGUAUAUACUGCUUUAUGUAUUAUGUGUGCAAACACAUUUGUGCACUAUUUUUUUGUUGUUGUGCUUUUAAAAACUGUAAAACGCCUGUGCUGUUUAAUAGCAGUACAAAACUGCCAGCUGUGUUUGCAAGUAGUCUACUGUUAAUUUACAGUUCUACUACUGCUAAUAUACAGCUCAUCUAUUUAAUAGUAUGUUACCAUAAUAAUACUAACUGAUGCCUUGGACCAUUCAAUUUUAAAAACGAAUGUUUAUUUGGUGUUAGUACUGUGAACUUGUGAGUCCAUUAAAAAACAAACAUUCCUCAAUAUAAAACGAAACUGAAAACACUUUAUUUUUAAUUUAAGUGAUAUAAUCAUGUUCACACAACACAAUUACUGCUUUUAACAAAGCAACAGGCAACAUAGAUCAACUUAUAUCCAAUGUACGCAAUAAUUACGCUAUAAUCGAACACUAUAAAUAUAAUAAGACAUAAUAAUUUAUUAUUUACAUAUUUUUUGUGGAUUUAUUUAUAUUUUUUUGCUCUUCUUUAAAGUUUUCUCUGUACAUGGGAAAAGGCUUUACAUGGAGUUGGUUUGGGCAUGUAUUAUUUAAAUUAUAUUACUUACUUUGUGCACACAUGCUCAUUCAGAACAUUCACUAGCAUAAAUUUUGGAACAAAUGUAUAUGUUGUCAAUUAGGUGGACAUUUUUUGUGAGAAGUUGAACUGACUUGUAAAUCUGAGUUGAUUCAACAGAAAACAUUAAGGCAGCAAAGAUUGUUUAUAGUGUGUUAAAAUACAUCACUAUGUUUACUUCAUCUUAGAUCUUUAACCCUUUUAACCACAGCAAAACAUUUGUUGUCAAAUGAACGAUGCUUAAAGUGUCCACUGUAAAAAGAGAAAAAGUAAUCAAUGCAGUGUUGCCAUUAAUGAGAUAAUGAAGUAAUGUUUCAGCGUAAGUGAUGAACACCUGCUGCUAACAAGACUGUGAAACUACAGUUUGAUACUACUGAAUCAGCUGGGCACAUAUAGACCAUUUCAAAAGAUGUAAACAACACUGGUCCAGAAGCACUUUCUGUUUCCGUUUUUUAACACUAGAUAAACAUUGGGAUAAAAUAAACCAACAGAACAUAUAAACCUGAAUUAACUGAAGGUAAACAAACAUCUUAAAGAUAAUAAUAUAUGUGAAAUAAAAAAAUAACUGUCACAAACUGUAACAGGAAGUGUUUCUGGACCAGUGUUGUUUACAUCAUUUGAACUGGUCUAUAAAGACAUUAAGAAACAUGAAACUCAACAAUGAUGACAGUCCAAAAAAAAAACAUUCAUGCCGCAUUAUAUGGCGAGCAUCAGCAUUAUAACAAACUUAUCCAUGACAACUCAUGAAUGGUGAUUGAUUUUUUUAUUAUUUUGAUGAUUGUCACCAUUGUUAAGGUUUGUAUUAUGAAUUUCUAUGUCUGUGGGCCAUAUUUAAACGAUCUAAGCAUGACCUGUUUUAGUUGGACAAUGAUGCAGUCAUUUUUAGUUGCCUCAAGAUAGCAAUGUGCCUACAAUGCGCCUGAACACAUUUCGUUUAGUCAUUUGCUAUUUAAUCAACAUGCCGGUGGAUGUGAAAAUGAUAAAUGCGUCAUAGCCAUAACAUUUUUACAAGUCCCUAAUGGUCUCAUUGUUACCUACAUUAACCUAUGUUUCAUUUUUUAAACAUCUGUUUUUUUCACGUUUCUGAUCGAAACGUUUCUGGUGAAAAAUAAUUCUCUUAAAGGGAUAGUUCACCCAAAAAUGAAAAACAUUUACUCACCCUCAGUUGUUCUAAAUCUGUACUGUAUAAAUGUCUAUGUUCUGCUAAACAUCUUUUAUAUAAAAGGAAGAUAUUUUGAGCAAUGUUUAUAACCAAACCAUUUUUGAGCACCAUUGGCAUAGUAUUUUUUCUGCACUAUGGAAGUCAGAGGAGAUCCUGUUUCUGACUUGUUUUUAAAUAUCUUCCUUUGUGUUCAGCAAAACAAAUACAUUCAUACAGGUUUGGAACAACUUGAGGGUAAGUAAAUGAUGACAGAAUAUUUAUUUAAGUCAAAAUACAAAUACCUGAGACAGCUUUAAGGUUAAGCUUAUUCAUAUUUGGCAAUAUGAAUCUAUUCUAAAUUCCAUGUCCUUUUCAUGAGCUCCAUGAAAAGUUAGAAAAGGAAUGUAUGCAGCAUCAGGGGAGACUCCCAGUCUAAGACACAAGAGAAAUCCCCCUUGAGAACAGAGCAUGCAUGCAACAGUGAUAACAAAAUAAACUUGAUAAUGUUUAAACACAAGUUAAAGGAGUUGUUUGGUAGGAGGUGGGUUGCAAGCAGUGUGUUUAAAAGGUUGUUUGCCAAUUAGGGGCACAUGACUUAAAUCAACUGGCAUGGCUGGGUUUGACUGAGGGCAGAGCUUGACUACAAGACCUGCCUGAACUAACACAGAUGCUUGAUUUUUGGUUGAACUAUUCCUUUAAUGAAAGUCAAAUGAAGAGCACAACAAACACUCAUCACCAUAUUAGUGUUUUCCAAGUAAACAUCAACAAAACGUAUUAAAUGUUAAUUCCCAGUACAAGCUUUUUUUAAAAGAAAUAAACUGGUUUGUAAUAAGUAAUGGUAAUGGUGUUUGCAGAGUUGUUUAAUGUUCCUCUGGUGAGACCUUGAGAGAUUUAAUGGGUUCUGUUAUUUGCAAGUGAUGUUCAUUAUUCAGUUUUUGUGGCUGUAAAACUGUUGCUGUUGUGUUCAUCUCUUGUCUUUGUUUCUGUUCUUGUUCACAUGAUUCUGUGAUUCUGCUUGUUAGCAGCAGGUGUUCAUCAUUAAUGACGAAGAUUAAUAUAUAGUUUUUAAAAUUUCUACAGUACUGUUUUUGUUGGAAAACAGGAUUUUACUGUAGAAUUUUUCAAUUUCUUUCACAGCAUUUUUAGUGUAGCCUAGUUUAAUAUUAUUACAGUAUCAUUUUUACUGACCAGUAGCAUAUCUACAUUAGAUGGAGGGGGCGCUGUUGUGCAAAAUGUGUGGGAUAACAAAAUAAUACUAAUUUAUAUUAUAUAAAUAUCAUAUUUAUAUUAUAUUAAUCAUUGUUUAUUUUAUGUCUAUUAAGUUAGAAAAUAAUAGUUAUAUUUUUUGUUAUUACGUUUAUUAUUAUUAUUAUAUUUAAGCAAUUAAAAUGGUCCUCUAUGUAUUUUGCCUGAAGAUUUGGAGAACGUCAUGCGCAUGCAUAACAAAUGUAUUAUACCAAAGGAACAUAUUAACCUUGGCAAGUAAUUCAGCAAGAACCAUAAAAAUGAUUUAAACAUUGAUAUGAAAUGCAAUAGGUCAGGGAAGGUUAAAUGCUCCUGCUAUUGUUUUCAUUAAAAUGAAUUCAGCAGAGCUAAACUGGUGAGUCAAGCAAGGUUUUUUAAUCAUUUGUUGGUUAGUCAGCUUGAAGCACUGUUCAAUUUAGUUAAUGUUAUGAGAUGUGAUCUUGAUGAUAGAUUAUGCAGUCUAUUAUAUAGCCUUUAUUUUCACAGAUUAACUUUAAUUUGCUGUAUGACUUUCAUGUGUUAUUGGUGAUUUGUAAUAAAUUAUUAUUAGGGACAUUUGUGCAUAAUGGUCUAAACUGCUUAACUGCAAAACACUGAACUUUAUGUUGUUUAGGUACACUUCGGUAUUGACAUAUUAUAUGUAUUAAUUUAUGUUUCAUGCUUUUAUUUUGCUUUAAACUUAAAAGAAAAUAUAUAUAUAUAGAACACUUUAAAAAUAAACCAUGAAUUUAAAAUUAUAAGAGACUGUGAACUCAGAAUACAUUAUACUUGUUGGAGCCUAUACCAACAUGUAUUUGUUAAAUGUUUGUUUUUAAUAUUGUAUUGUUAUUCAUUCAUCCUGUGAAAAUGUUAUAGAUGCCUGUUCAGAUAACAACCUCUGUUGUCCUGAUAGCAAAAGUUGUUGCUAUAUUCACCUACUUGCCUUAACGUAAUCUGUUAUGAGAUGUGUACUGGUUUUGUUGAACUUUGCAUGUGUAUCUUUGUUAUGUGAGAGACAUACACUCAUCUAACGGAUUAUUAGGAACACCAUACUAAUAAUGUGUUUGACCCCCUUUUGCCUUCAGAACUGCCUUAAUUCUAGGUGGCAUUGAUUCAACAAGGUGCGGAAAGCAUUCCUUAGAAAUGUUGGCCCAUAUUGAUAGGAUAGCAUCUUGCAGUUGAUGGAGAUUUGUGGGAUGCACAUUCAGGGCACGAAGCUCCCACAUCCCAAAGAUGCUCUAUUGGGUUGAGAUCUGGUGACUGUGGGGGCCAUUUUAGUACAGAAAACUCAUUGUCAUGUUCAAGAAAACUAUUUGAAAUUAUUUAAGCUUUGUGACAUGGUGCAUUAUUCUGCUGGAAGUAGCCAUCAGAGGAUGAGUAGAUGGUGGUCAUAAAUGGAUGGACAUGGUCAGAAACAAUGCUCAGGUAGGUUGUGGCAUUAAAACAAUGUCCAAUUGGCACUAAGGGGCUUAAAGUGUGGCAAGAAAACAUCCCCCACACCAUUACACCACCACCAGCAUCCUGCACAGUGGUAACAAGGCAUGAUGGAUCCAUGUUCUCAUUCUGUUUACGCCAAAUUCUCACUCUACCAUCUGAAUGUGUCAACAGAAAUUGAGACUCAUCAGACCAGGCAACAUUUUUCUAGUCUUCAAAUUCCAAUUUUGGUGAGCUCGUGCAAAUUGUAGCCUCUUUUUUCAAUUUGUAGUGGAGAUGAGUGGUACCCAGUGAGGUCUUAUGCUGUUGUAACCCAUCCACAUCAAGGUUGUGCGUGUUGUAGCUUCACAAAUGCUUUGCUGCAUACCUCGGUUGUAACGAGUGGUUAUUUCAGUCAAAGUUGCUCUUCUAUCAGCUUGAAUCAGUCGGCCCAUUCUCCUCUGACCUCUAGCAUCAACAAGGCAUUUUUGCAUACUGGAUGUUAUUCCCUUUUCAUACCAUUCUUGUAAACCCUAGAAAUGCUUGUGUGUAAAAAUCCCAGUUACUGAGCAGAUAGUGAAAUACUCAGACCGGCCCGUCUGGCACCAACAAUCAUGCCACGCUCAAAAUUGCUUAAAUCACCUUUCUUUCCCAUUCUGACGUUCAGUUUGGAGUUCAGGAGAUUGUCUUGACCAGGACCACACCCCUAAAUGCAUUGAAGCAACUGCCAUGUGAUUAGACAAUUGCAUCAAUGAGAAAUUGAACAGGUGUUCCUAAUAAUCCUUUAGGUGAGUGUAUUAUUAUUAUAAGCACUAGGUAUAGUAAUGUCACUCUGAUGCCCCCUAAAGGAUGUAAUUUAAAAUGCAUUUUAGUAGUUCUGUAAAUAAGUAAAGCAGGUGCAUUUACUGUAUCACGGUAUAAUGCCCACAGCGUCAUUGUUUGUAGAUUUGUUGCAAUCAGCUGUAAGCAAAAAGACAAAUUCAUAAAAAUAAGAUUUUGGUGUGCUUAAUGACAUAAUGUAGACUGUUAUGCCUACCUUCUUUACUCGCACAGCUGUCUUUAGUGAGGAAUAAUAAUUAUUAGAAAUGUUCUGCUUAAAAUUUUAAAAUCAUUUAAUGGUGUUUCAGAAAACAAUAUUCUAUAACCGGCACAAAAAUUUGCAAUACAUAAAAACAUAAAAAGCCAACAAUAAAAAAAGACAUCAUAGUAAUAAAAUACAAACAACAUACAGGAAGCAACCUUUUUACAAAUGUAAAAACAUGAUUAGCUGCAUUAUGCUGUAACAUUGUGUAAAACAUUCAAAAAGAUUAUAAAUCUAUUCCCAAUAAAAAUCCUUUGAUAUAUUAGUAUUCUAAACACUAUUAUUAUUCGGUGAAUGGUGUGCUUCAUGUGGUUUUAAAUAAGACAAACACUCACAAUUGACACAUGUAGUUUGCCUUAAAUACCACUGUAAUGUAUUAUAUCACUAAUAUUUCCAUUAAAGCAACAUUGAAUAUACUAUACAUCUAUUUUCCAUACUUUUUCUACAGUACAUGUUACUUACACAUUUACACACUUUUUACAUUUACAAGAGAAAGAACAACAAGAAAAGCUAUCAAAUCUAAUUGUCUGCAUGGGUUUAGGUAAUGUUUAGCCAGCAGCCUGUAUAUAUGUAGGACAAAGACAUCGUUAUGAUGUAGUUGAUUAUUUGUAGGUAAAAAAAGUUGUGCAGGUUAUCUGUCUCUGGGUGAGGCAUGGAAAGAUCCAAACCCAGUUUCAAUGGUGGACCUGUAUUAGGGUGGUCUUGUAAAAUAAAUGUAUGUGCAGUACAAAGAAUUGUUAAAAAACUUUCAAUAAACUUGAACACAAAAUUAUACUGUAUAACAACCAAGUUAGCUGUUUGCCUUAAAACUUUCAACAAUAUUAGUUUUAUUUUUUUUCAACGAAUAUUUUAAGUUAAAUUAACUAAAAUAUUUAAGGCAACCAGGCAAACUUACUUUUUUAAAGUUUAACUAAUUUUUUUUAGAGUUUACUGUAUUGAGAAAUCCAAAGUCGCUUAUUUAAAAAAAAGAGUGCAAAUGGUUGUUGGCUUAAUGUCAGACUAGAUGAUACUAGAUCUCUUUUUUGUGGUGUGACAGCUGUUUUUGUUUGUCUGAAAACAAUAAUAUUGCUGCACAUCAAUACAAUAAGCCACCUACUUGUGUUGUAUGCUUUAAUGGCCACAAAUGACAGAAAAGCAUGCAUCGUUUGCAGCGAAUCUGAGAACUUUACAUUUAAACAUCACAUUGCAGAGAAAGGUUUUGUGUUAUUUUAACAUGUACACUGAAAAGUACUCUCUGCAUAAUCUCUGCAUUAAGCAUCCACAGUGUAUCGCUCCAGCAUCUUUACUCUUAUAACACUGAGCAAAGUGUAAUGCUUCACACUGUCAUUAAACAAGAAUUACAGAGAAUGAUAUACAGAUGUAGUGAAAAUGCGAAGGGUAUAUUUAAUGAUUAUUAUUAAAUUAUUCAUAUUUUAUAUUUCUGUCAUCGCUUCAUUAUAAGUCAGGUUAAAAUUCAGAUUAAUUUGUAAACACUUAGCUUAAUCAUUCUGCAUAAUUCUUGAUAGCUUAUGGAGUUACUAAAAAAAUCUAUUUCGUAAAUAAGUAGUGAUCAUAUGAAACAUACCUGUAUAACAUAUUUAUAAUUAUGUGCCUUUUCUUUUUUCCAGUUAUCGUAUGAAAACAAGGCAUUUUGUUUGUGAUGGAUCCAUCAAAAACUAUAAUCACAAUGCUUCACAAAGAUUAGAUCUAAAUAUAAACAGUUUGUUAAAUAAAUUUGGAAGUAAGAUGCAGCAUGUCUGCAACACAUCCUCACCCCAUGUCGUCAAUAUUUGACGACACUUGGCCAUUCGUCAAUAUGUGAC
Messenger RNA from Paramisgurnus dabryanus, 13007 nucleotides. RefSeq names its product growth hormone releasing hormone receptor b (gene ghrhrb). Gene Ontology annotation, biological process: cell surface receptor signaling pathway; adenylate cyclase-modulating G protein-coupled receptor signaling pathway. The record is from RefSeq and is a predicted model, not a curated record. Gene Ontology annotation, cellular component: plasma membrane. NCBI's taxonomy places the organism in Eukaryota, Metazoa, Chordata, Actinopteri, Cypriniformes, Cobitidae. Gene Ontology annotation, molecular function: G protein-coupled peptide receptor activity; peptide hormone binding; vasoactive intestinal polypeptide receptor activity.